Messenger RNA from Zea mays, 1342 nucleotides. RefSeq lists its product as uncharacterized. The record is from RefSeq and is a predicted model, not a curated record. NCBI's taxonomy places the organism in Eukaryota, Viridiplantae, Streptophyta, Magnoliopsida, Poales, Poaceae. Bases 269 to 991 code for a protein of 240 amino acids. The transcript is spliced from 3 exons.
ACAAUCAUGGCGCCGCUGAUGCAUGCCUUCCUUUCCUUCCUUCCUGUGCGGAUCUCGGUCUCCGAGUGGAUAAGCACACAACAAGCUAGGGCGCACAUGUGCCUGCGACGUUACCUGUAGCAUCAGCAGCGUCAGGUUGUUGAUUCGCUAAGCUGCCCUGCCCCACAUAUGGAUUUCCCCACCCAGACCGGACCGGACCGGACCAGGGGUAAUUUAACACUUUAUUUGGGCAGACAGACAGGAGAGACGCUACUUGUUGCUGUCCAUUAUGGUAUGGAUGGUCUGCGUGCGUGCCGGCCGGCUGCACCAGUUGCGUGUAUGCAAUUGCAAUGCAAGCAAUACACCCAGCAUGGACGCUUGGACGGACGGACGGAAACCGACGGAUGGUACCGACUACCGAGCGAGCGGCGUGCUGCGUGCGCCACUGCAAGACUCUUCUGCUACGGUGCUCGCUUCUCUGUCUCGGUCGGCGGACUCUGUCGCUCCUCCUCCUAGCGCGAGCGAGCGAGCUAGCUCACCUACUCUGUGGCUGGACCUCGCGCGCGGGAUGGCGCCGUCGUCCUCGCCCUCGCCUUCGGCGGCCGGCUCCCACGCGGGCCUCGCCAUCGCGGCCACCGCCAUGGCGCUCUCCGGCACGCUCGUCCUCUACUCCCUGUGCCGCGCGAAGCAGCAGCGCCUGGUGCUCCCCUCCUCUUCCUCCGACGACGCCCCGUCCCCUCGCCCUCGGCUCCGCCCGUGCCUCUCCUCGUCCGAGAAGCGCAAGAAGAAGAAGCGGGAGAUGGCGCGCCGCGGCAGCCAGAAGCGGGUGCGCUUCGCGGACGACGUCGUGGGCAGGGACAAUGCCGCCUCCGCCGCCGCCGCCGCGCCAAGGGAGGAGGCCGAGCCGUCGUGCGCCGCAGCGCUCAGGACGCCCAUGCCGGCCAACCGGGAGGCGCUGUACCGCGGCAUGCUCCGCGGCCGCUCCAUGCUCAGGGUCGCCUGCUCCUACUAGCUAGCUACAGUAGCACCACCGUGCCGGCCCCGACGUAACCCGCUCCACUCCAUUAAUCUGUGUGUGUGUGUGUCUCUCUCUCUAUCUCUUGUGUACGUUGCGUGCUGCCAACUAGUGGCGCCGCCGGCCAGUUAAUCCGGGCCUAGCUAGCUCUCUCCCUCGCCCAUUGCCGGGAAAGUUUUGUAAUUAAUUAGUGGCCGUCCCGCGAGGGAGCUUGUGGUCCGCGCGUGCGUCUUGGUACGUGCUGUGUUGUCUGCUGGUUAGCUUCCUUUUCUUCCUUUCUUUCUUGUACAUUAACACGUCCUGAGUGAUGAGCAGCGAACGAUUCCUCGCUGUCAACGCUUCCAUCCA